This is a messenger RNA of Lynx canadensis (Canada lynx), 2518 nucleotides long. It is a transcript of the gene FERMT3, whose product is annotated as fermitin family member 3. The coding region runs from base 145 to 2136 and encodes 663 amino acids. Gene Ontology annotation, cellular component: cell-substrate junction. Lineage: Eukaryota; Metazoa; Chordata; Mammalia; Carnivora; Felidae. The transcript has 15 exons. Gene Ontology annotation, molecular function: integrin binding. Gene Ontology annotation, biological process: integrin activation; platelet aggregation; leukocyte cell-cell adhesion. The record is from RefSeq and is a predicted model, not a curated record.
CUGAAGGAAGCUCCAGAGACAGAGAAGAGGGGGAAGGAAGCACUCACUGAUCUGCAGGUGUUUAGACUGAGGCCGGGAGUGGGCGGUACUCCAGCCACCACACCUGCAGCCCCCAAACCCUACCAGGCAAGAGUCGCCGCAGCCAUGGCGGGAAUGAAGACGGCCACCGGCGACUACAUCGACUCGUCCUGGGAGCUGCGGGUGUUUGUGGGAGAGGAGGACCCGGAGGCCGAGUCAGUCACCCUCCGGGUCACGGGGGAGUCGCACAUCGGCGGGGUGCUCCUGAAGAUCGUGGAGGAGAUUAAGCGCAAGCAGGACUGGUCAGACCACGCCAUUUGGUGGGAACAGAAAAGACAGUGGCUGCUGCAGACCCACUGGACACUGGACAAGUACGGUAUCCUGGCUGACGCCCGCCUCUUCUUCGGACCCCAGCACCGGCCCAUCAUCCUGCGGCUGCCCAAUCGCCGCGCCGUGCGCCUCCGGGCCAGCUUCUCCCAGCCCCUCUUCCAGGCGGUGGCUGCCAUCUGCCGCCUCCUCAGUAUCCGGCAUGCUGAGGAACUGUCUCUGCUCCGGGCUCCUGAGAAGAAGGAGAAGAAGAAGAAGGAGAAGGAGCCGGAAGAGGAGUUGUAUGACCUGACCAAGGUCGUCCUGGCCGGGGGCGUGGCACCUGCGUUGUUCCGGGGGAUGCCAGCCCACUUCUCAGACAGUGCGCAGACCGAGGCCUGCUAUCACAUGCUGAGCCGGCCGCAGCCACCGCCGGACCCCCUCGUGCUGCAGCGCCUGCCUCGGCCCAGCUCCCUGUUGGACAAGACCCAGCUCCACAGCAGGUGGCUGGACUCGUCGCGGUGCCUCAUGCAGCAGGGUGUCAAGGCGGGGGACAUGCUCUGGCUUCGCUUUAAGUACUACAGCUUUUUCGACCUGGAUCCCAAGACGGACCCGGUGCGGCUGACCCAGCUGUACGAGCAGGCGCGGUGGGACCUGCUGUUGGAGGAGACCGACUGCACCGAGGAGGAGAUGAUGGUGUUUGCAGCCCUGCAGUACCACAUCAACAAGCUGUCCCAGAGUGGGGAGGCGGGCGAACCCGCCGCCGCAGACCCCGGGCUGGACGACCUGGACGCGGCCCUGAACAACCUGGAGGUGAAGCUGGAGGGGUCGGCGCCCACAGACGUGCUGGACAACCUCACCACCAUCCCAGAGCUCAAGGACCAUCUCCGGAUCUUCCGGCCCCGGAAGCUGACCCUAAAAGGGUACCGCCAGCACUGGGUGGUGUUCAAGGAGACCACGCUGUCCUACUACAAGAGCCAGGAGGAGGCCCCGGGGGACCCCAUUCAGCAGCUCAACCUCAAGGGCUGUGAGGUAGUCCCCGAUGUCAAUGUCUCCGGCCAGAAGUUCUGCAUCAAACUCCUAGUACCCUCCCCCGAGGGCAUGAGUGAGAUCCACCUGCGGUGCCAGGAUGAGAAGCAGUACGCCCACUGGAUGGCCGGCUGCCGACUGGCCUCUAAGGGUCGCACCAUGGCAGACAGCAGCUACGCCAGCGAGGUGCAGGCCAUUCUGGCCUUCCUCAGCCUGCAGCGGACGGGUGGCGGGGGCUCAGGCAACCACCCCCAGGGCCCUGACGCCUCUGCCGAGGGCCUCAACCCCUACGGCCUUGUUGCCCCACGCUUCCAGCGGAAGUUCAAGGCCAAGCAGCUCACCCCACGGAUCCUGGAAGCCCACCAGAACGUGGCCCAACUUUCGCUGUCCGAGGCCCAGCUGCGCUUCAUCCAGGCCUGGCAGUCCCUGCCCGACUUUGGCAUCUCCUAUGUCGUGGUCAGGUUCAAGGGCAGCAGGAAGGAUGAGAUCCUGGGCAUCGCCAACAACAGACUGAUCCGCAUCGACUUGGCCGUGGGCGACGUGGUCAAGACCUGGCGCUUCAGCAACAUGCGCCAGUGGAACGUCAACUGGGACAUCCGGCAGGUCGCCAUCGAGUUUGACGAGCACAUCAACGUGGCUUUCAGCUGCGUGUCUGCCAGCUGCCGCAUUGUGCACGAGUACAUCGGGGGCUACAUUUUCCUGUCGACAAGGGAGCGGGCCCGCGGGGAAGAACUGGACGAGGACCUCUUCCUGCAGCUCACAGGAGGCCACGAGGCCUUCUGAGGCCUGUCUUAUUGUCCCCACUUUGCUCACUACCUGCUCUGGCCACUCCUAAGCCCACACCCUCUCCAGACAGGCACUGAGCUGGGCACGCUCCCCUGCUGUCAACUGGCUUCGUGCAGACCGGGGACCUAACUGGACCAGACUCUGCCAUCCCCCGGGGGCUAGAGAGGGUGGGCUAUGAGCUCGUACGACGCCCACCCUCUCCUUGUCCGAGUGGCCGAGACCAACACCCCCGACCUAGCUGUAGUCCUGAGCACAUCAAGAAGCCCGGCUGUAGCUACAGGAUAAUUCAUGGUUUCCAACUGGAAUUUCUGUUUUGUCAUCUUUCUACAUUCCUUUUUUUGUUGUUGUUUUUUUAAAUAAAUAUUUUAUUGUUGGGUCA